Messenger RNA from Coniophora puteana RWD-64-598 SS2, 1062 nucleotides. Its product is annotated as glycoside hydrolase family 10 protein. NCBI's taxonomy places the organism in Eukaryota, Fungi, Basidiomycota, Agaricomycetes, Boletales, Coniophoraceae. Gene Ontology annotation, biological process: carbohydrate metabolic process. The record is from RefSeq and is a predicted model, not a curated record. Gene Ontology annotation, molecular function: hydrolase activity, hydrolyzing O-glycosyl compounds. The coding region runs from base 1 to 1062 and encodes 353 amino acids. The transcript has 8 exons.
AUGCCUCGUUUCUCGCUCGCAUCGCUAUCCCUCCUGCUCUUAUCCGUGCGCACGGCGCUCGCGGAGCCCACGAACUGCACCGGGCCGUACGGGAACUCGACCGUGGGCCUCAACGACGCGGCCAAGGCGGCGGGCAAGGUGUACUUUGGCACGGCGACGGACACGAAUGAGUUCGGCGACUAUGGCUAUGUGACGAUUCUCAAUGACACGAGCAUCUUUGGGCAGUUUACGCCGGGCAAUAGUCUUAAGUGGAUGUACGCUGAGCCCGAGCAGGGCGUAUUCAACUUCACUGGGGGCGAUGAGGUGUAUGCGAUGGCAUACGAGACCGGCAAGAUCAUGCGAGGCCACAACCUCGUCUGGUACUCCGAGCUGCCCACCUGGGUGACGGACGCGACCUGGGACGCGACUAAUCUCACCACGACGAUCCAGAGCCAUGUUACUGGCGAGGUGUCGCACUAUACCGGAAAGCUCUACGCCUGGGACGUUGUCAACGAACCGCUCAACGACAACGGCACAUUCCGCUCGGACGUAUUCUACGACACCCUCGGCUCUUCGUACAUCUCCAUCGCCCUGAACGCGGCGCGCGCUGCCGACCCAAAUGUGAAGCUGUACAUCAACGAAUACAACCUCGAGUACUCGGGCCCCAAGAUCGACGCGAUGGUGCAGCUCGUCAAGGACCUCCAGGCGGAGGGCACGCCGAUCGACGGGAUCGGGUUCGAGUCGCACUUUAUACUCGGCGAGAUCAACGCGCAGGAGUUCCAGUGGAACAUGCAGAACAUCACCGCGCUCGGGCUCGAGGUCGCGAUCACGGAGCUGGACGACAGGAUCGAGCUGCCGGCGACGGCGGCGGACCUGUAUCAGCAGCAGCAGGAGUAUCAGGAGAUUGUGGGUGUGUGUAUGGCUGUGGAGGGGUGUGUUGGCGUGACGGUGUGGGACUACACUGAUUACUACUCGUGGAUCCCGUCGACGUUCGCUGGUUACGGUGCUGCGUCCCCGUACAAUGAGUGUCUCGAGAAGAAGCCGGCGUAUGACGGUAUUGCGGCCGCGUUCACGUCUACCUGA